Messenger RNA from Morus notabilis, 1799 nucleotides. RefSeq names its product serine hydroxymethyltransferase 4. The record is from RefSeq and is a predicted model, not a curated record. Lineage: Eukaryota; Viridiplantae; Streptophyta; Magnoliopsida; Rosales; Moraceae. Gene Ontology annotation, molecular function: serine binding; glycine hydroxymethyltransferase activity; pyridoxal phosphate binding. Gene Ontology annotation, cellular component: cytoplasm. The coding region runs from base 70 to 1485 and encodes 471 amino acids. The transcript is spliced from 4 exons. Gene Ontology annotation, biological process: L-serine catabolic process; tetrahydrofolate interconversion; folic acid metabolic process.
CUCAAACCACUCUGCCAUUCCCUCUUCUCUCUAACUUUCUCUCUCUAGCUUUCUCUCUCCUCCCCAACAAUGGAUCCCGUCACCACCUGGGCCAACACCCCUCUUGACGUCGUGGACCCGGAGAUCCACGAUCUCAUCGAGAAGGAGAAGCGCCGGCAAUACCGGGGGAUCGAGUUGAUCGCUUCGGAAAACUUCACCUCCUUCGCGGUCAUGGAGGCCCUCGGCAGCCCCCUCACCAACAAGUACUCCGAGGGCAUGCCCGGGAACCGGUACUACGGCGGUAACGAGUUCAUCGAUGAGAUAGAGAACCUCACGCGCUCACGCGCCCUCCAGGCGUACCGUCUGGACCCCACCAAGUGGGGCGUCAAUGUCCAGCCCUACUCCGGCUCCCCCGCCAACUUCGCUGCCUACACCGCCGUCCUCCAGCCCCACGACCGCAUCAUGGGCCUCGAUCUCCCCUCCGGCGGGCACCUCACCCACGGCUACUACACCUCCGGUGGGAAGAAGAUCUCGGCCACUUCCAUUUACUUUGAGAGCUUGCCGUACAAGGUGAAUUCGACGACUGGGUAUAUUGAUUAUGAUCGAUUGGAGGAGAAGGCGUUGGAUUUCAGGCCGAAGCUAAUUAUCUGCGGUGGGAGUGCUUAUCCGAGGGACUGGGAUUACAAGAGGUUCAGGGCUGUGGCGGAUAAGGUUGGCGCGCUUUUGCUCUGUGAUAUGGCCCACAUUAGUGGCCUUGUCGCUGCCCAGGAAGCUGCAGAUCCCUUUGAGUACUGUGACAUUGUCACAACCACAACCCACAAGAGUCUUAGGGGUCCUAGGGCUGGUAUGAUCUUCUACAGGAAGGGUCCUAAGCCAGCCAAGAAGGGCCAGCCCGAGGAUGCAGUUUAUGAAUUCGAAGACAAGAUCAACUUUGCCGUUUUCCCUUCCCUUCAGGGCGGUCCCCACAACCACCAGAUUGGUGCCCUUGCUGUUGCCCUAAAGCAGGCCAUGGCACCUGGCUUCAAGGCCUACGCCAAGCAAGUCAGGGCCAAUGCUGUUGCCCUCGGAAACUACUUGAUUAGCAAGGGAUACAAGCUUGUCACUGGAGGAACUGAGAACCACCUUGUCUUGUGGGAUCUCAGGCCCCUUGGUUUGACUGGUAACAAGGUGGAGAAGCUAUGUGACCUUUGCAACAUUACUGUUAACAAGAAUGCUGUGUUUGGAGACAGCAGUGCCUUGGCUCCUGGUGGAGUUAGAAUUGGUACCCCGGCCAUGACAUCGAGAGGUUUGGUUGAGAAGGACUUCGAGCAGAUCGGAGAGUUCCUUCACCGGGCGGUGACCAUCACUUUGAACAUCCAAAAGGAGCAUGGAAAGCUUUUGAAGGACUUCAACAAGGGCCUCGUCAACAACAAGGACAUUGAAGCACUCAAGGUUGAUAUUGAGAAGUUUGCGGGAUCCUUUGACAUGCCUGGGUUCCUAGUCUCUGAAAUGAAGUACAAGGAUUAAAUAAAGUCUAAAAGACUUGUUGUCUGAAAAUUUUAUCUUCCGAGUCGCCUUAUUUGAUUGCCCUUCUAAAAUGCGAGGGGGGAAAAGAAAAAAAAAAAAAAAAAAAAAAGGAGUAAAAAAUGCGUAUUUUGCUUCAAUGUAGGAUAGCUGUUGAUUUUCAAUUGUUUUAAAGUUUUUGUUUGUCUGAGUUGCUGGAGUUUGAUAUUUCGUCCUCCCGAUAGCUACUAUUUUACUUAUUGUAUCUCUUGUUUCCUUUUAUCUUGCCAAUAAACUAUGAAUUACGAUUUUAUAAAUUUUGAAGAAGUUAGAAAUGA